Molecule: messenger RNA, 4144 nt
Organism: Aedes albopictus (Asian tiger mosquito)
Lineage: Eukaryota; Metazoa; Arthropoda; Insecta; Diptera; Culicidae
Gene: Cpsf6
Product: cleavage and polyadenylation specificity factor subunit 6
Exons: 6
Coding region: 270-2147 (625 amino acids)
Biological process (GO): mRNA alternative polyadenylation
Cellular component (GO): mRNA cleavage and polyadenylation specificity factor complex
Molecular function (GO): mRNA binding
Source: RefSeq, a predicted model, not a curated record
UCUUCGGUUUGCGGCAUUUUCGUUGAAAGUUUUGCUAUGAGAAGGAAAAAUCGUAGCGGAAAAUUUUUGUAUCACUAAUUUUCGCGUAAUUUCGCUUGUUUGUCAAGCCUGUGCUCGUAAAACCGAUUCGCGAGUGAAAGUUUCUUCGUUUGACGGUAUUUUCCAGUAAAUUCAGUGGGGAUAGGUGGUGAAAAAUCUCCGGAAAGAAACGGCUCGUUAGUGGAGGCCUACUUUUGCUUUGGAGGUGGGCUAUCGAAUGCGAAGGAAAGAUGGCCGAUGGCGUGGAUAUUGAUUUGUAUGCUGAUGACCUGGAACCGGAUUUUUCGCAACCAAACGAGGAAUUUGGCGGAGAAGGUGGUGAUUUGUACGAUGAUGUGAUUACUCCGUCGGGAGACCACGGAAGGAAUAGUUCCGGCCGUGGUCCAUCGAUUGAACGCCUAGAUGGAGUCGACAGUAAUGGUGCUUAUCAUCAUCAUGGACCAGGACCGAUGAAUCAUAUGGCUCGAAGGUUUCAGUUGUACGUGGGAAACCUGUCCUGGUGGACGACGGAUCAAGAUAUUGCCGACGCCAUAGCGGAGGUGGGCGUCAAUGAUUUUCAGGAGGUAAAAUUCUUCGAAAAUCGUGCCAAUGGACAAUCGAAAGGAUUUUGCGUGGUUUCGCUGGGCUCGGAGAACAGUAUGCGGUACGUGAUGGAACGUCUGCCGAAAAAGGAGUUGCACGGCCAAAAUCCGGUUGUCACAUUACCGACGAAACAAGCUUUGAACCAGUUCGAAAGUCAGCAGAAAACAAGACCGACUCCGCCGGCUCAGGGCCAAACUAACGGGCCACCGAGACCUCCGGCGCCGAACAUGGGAAUGGGCCCAAUGGGUCCGGGAGGCCCGAUGGGUGGACCCCCGGGAGGACCCAACGGACCAGGAGGUCCACCACGUAUGGGAAUGGGACCGAAUAUGCCGCCGGGCAUGAGGCCACCCCAUAAUCAUCCCAUGCCGGGACCGAUGCACAUGGGAGGCCCGCCAGGACCCCCAAGACCACAGGGUCCGCCAAUGCAUCAAGGAAAUGGCCCUCCACAGCAAGGUCCACCACGGUUCCAAAAUCAAGGUCAAUGGAAUGGGCCGCCGAGGAUGAAUGGUCCCAGACCUGGUGGGCCGGGUGGACCGGGUCCGAUGCCCCAUAGACCGCAAAUGGUAAAUAAACCGCCUUACCCAUCACAGAGAUCACAGAGAUUCAUGGAUUAUCAAGGACCUCCGUCUCGCGGGCCAAGACCGGAUUGGAAUGGGCCUCCAAUGCAUGGUGGACCUGGUGGUUUUCCACCCGGACCCCCUGGGCCUCGUCAGGGGCCUCCACAUAUGCAAGGCCCAUCACGUGGUCCUCCGAUGGGUGGUCCUGCACCUCACGUGAAUCCCGCAUUCUUCAACCAAGGGGGCGGUCCACCUAAUCAUCCCAACGGUGGACCUGCACCGCAUGGUCCACCGUCCGGACAAGGUCCUCCGCCCCAUUUCAAUCCACAGGGAGGAGCAGCACCCCGUGGUCCCUGGCCAGGUCCCGGUGGAAAACCUCCUGGAGGUCCAUUUCCAGAGCAUAAUAUCGCUCCGCAACUAAGUGAAGCAGAAUUCGAAGAGAUUAUGACCAGAAAUCGCACCGUCAGUAGUUCAGCUAUUGCCAGAGCCGUCUCGGAUGCAGCCGCUGGGGAAUACUCGAGUGCAAUUGAAACUCUAGCCACGGCGAUAUCCCUAAUCAAACAAUCCAAGGUCGCACACGACGAGCGGUGCAAGAUUUUAAUCAGCUCGCUCCAGGAUACUUUGCAUGGCAUCGAGACGAAGAGCUACAGCCGACGAGACAGGUCCAGAUCCCGCGAUCGUACGUCGCAUCCUCGUUCGAGAUCACGCCGGGAGAGAUCUACCUCUCGCGGAUACCGGGAACGAUCCCGUGAGCGAGAUCGCGGAGGAGAUCGUGAUCGUGACCGCGACCGGGAACGUGACGGGUCUAGACGCUCUCGUCCCCGCAACAAAACUCCGGAGCCAACGGCGGAAAAUUCAACGGACAACUCCAAACGCUACUAUAACGAUGAUCGCUACAGGUCGUCGGAUCGUGAUCGUGAACGUGAGCGUGAUCGUGAGCGCCGCGAGGAACACCGUUCCCGGCACUAGGUUGCACAUCUCAAACGUUGCACCUUUUGAAAGAAUGCUACUACAAGCGUUCGAUAUUUGAUCGACACGCUUUCGAACUUUUUUUUUACAUUUUACACGCUGCCAAGUUGUAGUCCUGUUACAGACUAUGAUACAGCAGCAGCAGUUUUGGAAAUCCGCUUCAACAUUCUUCAGACAAACUUUAUUUGACUUCUUUUUGUAUAUGUUCGCGAAAAGUAAGCCCUCCCAACAUUAGUUUCUAGGGAAAAUGUUUAGACUUAUACUCAUUGGUCUAUUGUUCGAAAUGAACAACAAUCUGAAUUUUAACACUUGAGAUAGUGUAGGAUGUACCCUGAAUAUAAGGGUACUAGUCCGAAAUAGGCACGUCAUUCUCCCAUUGAACAUUGGGACAGUUGAAUGCAUAUUUCAUUGCGAAAUGCAAUUCGAAGUCAAACGUAAGAAAACAUAAAUUAUACAUGUGGUUCAUAUACCGCUGAAUAAAUACUAAAGAUAAUUGUAUCUACUAAAAUAGUAAUAAUUGUAACAAUCGGCUCUCCGUUCCGCCACGUACACCGUUAGACAUCAAUCAAUACCCCGCAGCAAGGAAAUGAAAUCAAAAUUCAACAUUUCUUCCAUCCAUCUCAACCACUUCAUCUGCUCCGGAAGUAUUCUUGGAACGGCUUGCAUCGUAGGGUUCCACAUCGAUGUUUCGCUUUUGUGGCAAGCCCCGGGAUCACCUCGUUAGCGGUAUGCAGCCUGGUACGCUGGACGAGCAGUUAAGCGAAACCGCUAGGCAACCUGGAUCCUACCGUUGCAUCAGUGAAUAGAGCAGCAAAAAAAACUAAGAAGAUUGUAUUCAAUUUAUUGAUUAAACAACUAACGAUGAUAACCAAAAAAAAAAAAGAAGAAAAAACAAACAACCUGUACUGUGUAUUUUUCUAUAGCUAAGUAAGAGUUAAAAUUGUGAAUUUAUAAGACUAUUAUCCUUUAAGUUGUUUUAGUUCGACAUUAUUAAUUGUAGUAUCUUUUUCUGUUCUUUUCAUUUCAAUCUAUUCCCGAUUAUUGUGAUACUUCGAUUCUGAGGGAGUAGAAUCUUUUGUUUUGUAUUUUGUUUUAUUUAUUUUAUGCAUCAUGUAUGCCAAAGAUAUCACUAAUUGUAAAUAGUAACGAAAAGACUGAUGUAAUAUUUUUGUGUGACUGGUAGGCGUUGCAAAUUGUUAUACUCAAUACAAAAUCUUUACGUGAGAUUGGUGUGGGUACUAAUUAAAGCAUGAUUGUCAACACUUCAUAAUUCUUAAUCCUGUGAUAUUUUAGUAAUAAGGAUUAGAGUACAAAGCUAUUCUUGUAUGAUUUAAUUUUUAUUUUUGUGAUCCAACAUCAGUUUUAAAGGCCCACAUCACACACACCAAUGUAACGUUACUAUUAGGUUCGGUUAAAACAUUUACACACCCCAUGUAAAGCUCAGUAUCCAGAUCAGGAGUAUAACGCUCAAGUAAAACUUUCUUCAGAGCAAUUCGUACAGUUGAUCCUCUUUGUGCGAUACUUAACUAUUCGUUAUUGCAAUUGCGUUAUCCAAACUGUUCUUGUCAUUACUAUUGUGCACCCUGUUGAGAUCUGGAUACUAGGCUUAAUAAGCGAAUAAGGAAUCCAAGUAUUUCUUCACAUUUUCCGGUGAAGAACAGGUUUGUCAAUUUUCUGCCAAUAGCCUUCUUACUGUAAUACAUUGUAACAGUAUCAGUUUAUCUCUUCAUGUUCUACAAUGAUCUUGAAAGUGUUUCAAAAAUGUUCAAGGUAAAAGUAGCUUGAUGUUAAAUAUGAACUUCAUUUUCAAAUACAACUCAGUUUUCAUAAUUUGGAACAUAUUUGAGCAGUACCCAAUGUUCACUCAACGAAAGGGUGGUAUUUAGUAGCAAACAAAUCAUUGUAAAAGAAUCGAUUGUAGAACAUUUAGCAUACCUUGUUUCACUGCGAUUUUGAAACUGUCAAGGCAAUCAACAAAAUAUAUAAUUUUCAUGGAA